AUGGACAAGUCGGGUGGCUUUCAAGAGGCCCGGUACCUUGAAUUUGUGCGCUCAUCAUCUCCAACCGGGAUUGACAAUAAACCUAAGUUGAAUCGAUACUCAACCCAUUUGACUCGCGAACAUGACUUCCCAGGUGCACAAGCCAUGCUGUUCGCGGCAGGUGUGCCAGACCGUCUCGCAAUGCAGACCUCACCACACGUCGGCAUUGCGAGCGUUUGGUGGGAAGGAAACCCGUGCAAUAUGCAUCUCCUCGACCUGGCCAAAGAAGUUAAGAAAGCCGUUCAGUCUCGCGGGAUGCUGGCAUGGCAGUAUAAUACAGUCGGCGUGAGCGAUGCCAUCACAAUGGGCAAUCAAGGCAUGCGCUUCAGUCUCCAGACGAGAGAGAUCAUAGCCGACUCAGUCGAAACUGUCACUUGUGCCCAAGCACAUGAUGCAAAUAUUACGAUCCCAGGGUGUGAUAAGAACAUGCCGGGCUGCAUAAUGGGAAUGGCGAGGCACAACAGACCUAGUCUCAUGAUAUACGGUGGGACAAUCGACAAAGGAUAUAGUAAGACACUUCGAAGACCUAUAAACGUUGCCACCUGCUAUGAGGCCUUCGGUGCGUAUACAUAUAAUACGCUGCGCCAACCAGAUGAUGGCGGAGACACCUCCAAGACUCAAGAAGAAAUUAUGGAGGACCUAGAAGAGCAUGCUUGUCCUGGUGCUGGGGCUUGCGGAGGUAUGUACACUGCAAACACCAUGGCCACUGCGAUUGAGUCGAUGGGCCUAAGUUUACCUGGCUCAAGCUCCACACCAGCCACGUCACCUGCGAAAAUGCGAGAGUGUGCAAAGGCUGCAGAUGCGAUCCAGGCUUGUCUAGAGCUCGACAUAACCCCAAAGAAGCUUCUGACAAAACGAUCAUUCGAGAACGCUCUUGUUAUUACCAUGGCGUUAGGCGGAAGCACAAACGCCGUGCUUCAUUUUCUUGCCAUGGCUGUGACCGCCGGGGUAGAACUUACAUUAGAUGACUUCCAGAGAGUGAGCAAUAAGAUCCCGUUCAUAGCCGACCUUGCACCCUCUGGAAGAUAUGCUAUGGCCGACCUAUACGAAAUCGGGGGCAUCCCUAGUGUGCAGAAGUUCUUGAUCGCGGCUGGGUUGUUGGACGGUGGCAUUCCGACAGUUACAGGAAAGACCCUGGCCGAGAAUGUAGCAAGUUGGCCAAGUCUGCCUGCAAACCAGGUUAUUAUCAAGAGUCUGGAGGAUCCGAUCAAGAAGUCAGGUCAUAUCCAGAUCCUGAGGGGCAAUUUUGCGCCUGCGGGUGCAGUCGCCAAGAUUACCGGCAAAGAAGGCCUUAAGUUCACGGGUAAGGCACGCACUUUUAACAAAGAAAUUCAGCUUAAUGAAGCAUUGAACCGGGGCGAGAUCCCGCCGGGAGAGAACUUGGUCCUCAUCGUGCGUUAUGAAGGACCUAAAGGCGGACCCGGUAUGCCUGAGCAAUUGAAGGCUAGUGCUGCCAUCAUGGGCGCAAAGCUUACCAACAUUGCCUUGGUCACAGAUGGACGUUAUUCCGGAGCUAGCCAUGGAUUCAUUGUAGGACACGUUGCCCCGGAAGCUGCAGUAGGAGGCCCGAUUGCGCUGGUGCACGACGGAGACGAGAUCACCAUCGAUGCUGAAACAAACUCGAUCAGCGUGGCUGUGAGCGAUGAGGAACUUGAAAAAAGAAGGCAGAAGUGGACUCCUCCACGAAUGGCCGUGACAAGAGGUGUGUUGGCCAAAUAUGCCGCUCUGGUCAGUGAUGCCAGUCAUGGAGCCGUCACAGAUUUGUUCUGA
Messenger RNA from Exophiala aquamarina CBS 119918, 1809 nucleotides. RefSeq names its product dihydroxy-acid dehydratase. The record is from RefSeq and is a predicted model, not a curated record. Gene Ontology annotation, molecular function: dihydroxy-acid dehydratase activity. NCBI's taxonomy places the organism in Eukaryota, Fungi, Ascomycota, Eurotiomycetes, Chaetothyriales, Herpotrichiellaceae. Gene Ontology annotation, biological process: branched-chain amino acid biosynthetic process. Bases 1 to 1809 code for a protein of 602 amino acids. Gene Ontology annotation, cellular component: mitochondrion. The transcript has a single exon.